Sphaeramia orbicularis (orbiculate cardinalfish) is the source of this 1477-nucleotide messenger RNA. It is a transcript of the gene mob3a, whose product is annotated as MOB kinase activator 3A. The record is from RefSeq and is a predicted model, not a curated record. The coding region runs from base 407 to 1057 and encodes 216 amino acids. NCBI's taxonomy places the organism in Eukaryota, Metazoa, Chordata, Actinopteri, Kurtiformes, Apogonidae. The transcript has 5 exons.
GUGCCCUCCUCCGCCUUUAACUUAACGGAGGCUCGUACUUUUCGUCCGUCAGGGAGGAGUCACACGAUAGUUUCUUUAAUAAAGUGACAUGUUUAUGGAAUAAUCCGCGUUUCUACAACACAUAUGACAUCAUGUUCUCAUAAUGUAGUCUCCGUUUGUCCCGGACGUGAAGCUUAUUGAUCAGAAAUCGGAUAAAUUUUCGGCGAAAGAUCGAAGGAAACUGACGGAACAGGAAGGCGGAACAACAACAAGAUCACAGCCUGAGUUGAAAACAUACUCGAAGACCGUCCAUAACAAAAAGUCUGUGCUGGUUGUUUACACAACCUUUUGACUGCUUCCAUUUCAACAGUAAAUAAUUCACCAGACACAUUCAAGCCAAGCACCUGCCACAACAACACAUGCAACUAUGUCCCUGGGCCUGAAACAAGUCUUCAACAAAGACAGGACAUUCCGGCCCAAGCGCAAGUUUGAGCCCGGGACGCAGCGCUUCGAGCUGCACAAGAAGGCUCAGGCGUCCCUGAACGCCGGCCUGGACCUGAAGCAGGCGGUGCAGCUGCCCCACGGAGAGGACCUCAAUGACUGGGUGGCCGUCCACGUCGUCGACUUCUUUAACCGCAUCAACCUCAUCUAUGGCACCAUCAGCGACUCCUGCACCGACCAGACCUGUCCCGUCAUGUCCGGCGGACCCAAGUACGAAUACCGCUGGCAGGACGAGCACAAGUACAAGAGGCCGACGGCGCUGUCGGCCCCCAAGUACAUGAGUCUGCUCAUGGAUUGGAUAGAGGUACAGAUCAACAAUGAGAAUAUCUUCCCAACAAACGUCGGUACUCCCUUCCCUAAGACCUUCAUGCAGGUGGCUAAGAAGAUUUUGUCUCGUCUGUUCCGGGUGUUCGUCCACGUCUACAUCCACCACUUUGACCGGGUGAGCCAGAUGGGGGCCGAGGCUCACGUCAACACCUGCUACAAGCAUUUCUAUUACUUCGUCACUGAGUUCAACCUCACAGACCACAAAGAGCUGGAGCCUCUGAAAGAGAUGACGUCCCGGAUGUGCCACUGAGGGAGCGGACAGCACUGUGGACACACCAUCGUCAAACACAUCCGUCCAUCUAGAAGACUGCAGCAGAGAACUAAAAAGAACAAACAAAUUGAUAAAGAGUCUAUUUUUAUAUUUAAGUACUGUAAUCUAUUUUAGCCGCGUACUGUAGGCUUUAACCGAGAGCGUCGUCAUGUGAGACGUUGUGUUCCUUUUAAAACUUGCAAACAUUUUAUCAGAGCACAGUAUUAAGGCUGUAUGUUUGUGUUGAUGUUUUCUAUUUUAUUUGAAGCUCAAUCAUUCCGGGAUGUUUCUGUCUCUCUUAUUCUUUUUUUUUUUUGUCUGAAAUUAUCUAAAAUUAGUACGAUUUGUCACUGUACAUCUUUACAAUUCCUGUGUUGUUACAUUAAAAUGAUUCUGUACUCUGAUACAGGUGAGUUUCAA